Molecule: messenger RNA, 1761 nt
Organism: Penicillium canariense
Lineage: Eukaryota; Fungi; Ascomycota; Eurotiomycetes; Eurotiales; Aspergillaceae
Exons: 3
Coding region: 1-1761 (586 amino acids)
Molecular function (GO): propionyl-CoA carboxylase activity
Source: RefSeq, a predicted model, not a curated record
AUGGGAGAGGAUAGCGAUGCCCAUCCCGCGUCCAAAGAUGGCCCGCAUACAGCAACCCAGCGUCUGAAUCAGGUCUCCUCGCACAUCGCCCCAGCGCCAGAGACGCCUCCAACAGGAACAUCCAAAACAGAAUCCAAACAUGCAGCAUCUCGUCUACCAGCCGACCACUCUGACGUCCUUUCCCAAAUCGCCACACUCCGCAAAAUUGCAGCAACCCCUGACCCCAGCCACCGCGGGUACGUGCGCCAGAAGCAAGCAGGAAAGCUCUGGGUGCGCGAGCGUAUCGACGCGCUGCUCGACCCGGGCUCUUUCACGGAGAUAGGCUCUGUCUCCGGCACAGUCACAUGGACGAAGACUGCGCCCAUGCGAGAGACGCCCGCUUCUUUCGUGCCGAGCAAUAAUGUCCAGGGCGUGGGCCUACUGCGCGGGCGGAAGGUGCUCCUGACGGCGGAUGAUUUUAGCAUUCGAUCGGGGCAUGCGGACGGAGCUAGCUCGGAGAAAACGGUUUACGUGGAGAAGUUGGCGGUUGCGCUGCGUGUGCCGGUGAUCAAGUUGGUGGAUGGGAGUUCUGGAGGUGGGAGUGUGACGGCGAUUCGUAAGGAGGGAUGGAGCUAUUUGCCUCAUGUCAGGCCAUUUAAGCCGGUGAUUCAGCAGUUGAAUAUGGGAAUUCCUAAUUUGGGCGCCGUGGUUGGUCCUGCGAUCGGCCUCGGUGCUGCGAGAGUAGUCUCUUGCCAUUUCUCUGUCAUGGCGGCGGAUAUUGGCUCGCUGUUCAAUGCUGGUCCGAAGGUUGUGGAGGGUGCUACCUUUGAAGAAGGUUUGGACUUCCAAGACUUGGGAGGUCCAAUGGUGCACUGCACGAAUGGGACCAUCGACAACUUGGCUGCGAAUGAGGCGGAAUGUUUCGAACAACUGCGCACGGUGUUGAGCUAUUUGCCCAACUCUGGAAGCGAGGCCCCACCGGUCGUCCCUUGUGAUGAUCCGCCGGGUCGUGAAGAUAUAGCUCUCAGGAGUAUCAUCCCUCGUCGACAAGCACGCAUGUACAACCCGCGGACUAUUAUCACCUCGGUCGUGGACCAAGAUUCCUGGUUUGAGAUUGGUGCACUUUGGGGUCGAACCGCGAUCGGUGGUUUGGCACGUCUUGGUGGACGUCCUGUGGGUAUUAUAUCGCUCAACUGCGAGGUGAAUGGUGGUGCACUUGAUGCCGCCGGAAGCCAGAAGCUCACCCGCUUGUUGAAGAUGUGUGAUGUGAUGAAUCUGCCGAUAUUGCAAUUCCUUGACGUCCCCGGCUAUGCAAUCGGCACUGUUGCUGAACGCGCCGCAACAAUGCGCUGGGGUGUUGAACUCGCCAAAACAUACUACACAACAACAGUACCAAUCUUCAACGUAGUAACUCGCCGUGUCUUUGGGGUGGCUGGUGGCGUCAUGCUCGGCAGUCGUGACCCCGUCAUGCAAGUCGCAUGGCCAUCCGGGCAAUGGGGCUCCCUGCCACUCGACGGUGGAAUUGAAGUCGGGCAUCGGCAUGAACUGCGGGAGGCAGAGAAGGUUGGUAAGAAAGAGGAACGUUAUAAAGAGCUUGAAGAGGAGUAUCUGCGGCUUAUGAACCCCGUGCGAACGGCAAAUGCAUUCGGCGUGGAGGAAAUCAUUGAUCCGAAGGAUACUAGACAGGUUUGCUGUUCGUGGGCGGCACAUGUAUAUGAUGUUCUUAUGAGGGAGAGAUUGGCUGAAAGAGCUUGCGGGAAGAUUCAGCCUUCUUUUGCCUGA